UUAAGAAUAUAAUAAUUUGCAGUUAUUAAAUUUAAGGACAUAUUUUUCUCAAGAGUACCAGCAAAAGGAAUCAACUUAUUUAGUUCACUGUUACGUUUGCGCCGCGAACAUAAUUUAUUGUUUAUCUAACGUAGAAGAUGUUAAAACUAAUUAAAUUCUGUCGACUUCAUAAAAGGCAACUAAGCACCAGCCCUGCAGCCACUCAAUCAUUCAGGAAAUGGUACCAACAGUUGUGGACAACAGAACGCACAAAUCUACCGCCCUACAGCCAUUUCACGCAGAUCGGAGACCCCGUACUGCGCGACAGAGCUGCAGAAGUUCCUGUAGAAUGUGUGGAUAGUAAAGAGAUUCACGCGAUAGUGGAUCGUCUGGUGCACGUCCUACGAAAAUAUGAUUGUGUGGGCAUUGCUGCACCUCAAAUUGGCGUUUCCUUACGAAUAAUUGCCAUGGAGUUUAAAAGGAGCAUUAAAAAUGAGCUUCCACAAGCGAUGUACAAGGCGCGACAAAUGUCCGAGCUGCCCUUGACCGUAUUUAUCAAUCCCAGCCUGAGUGUGACAAACUAUACCAAGCACAAACACCCAGAAGGUUGCAUGAGUGUACGCGGAUUCUCUGCUGAAGUGGAGCGUUAUGAGGGUGUCAAAAUUUCAGGAUUAGACAAACAAGGAGCAUCCUUCCACCUAGAACUCAAUGGCUGGAACGCGCGCAUUGCCCAGCAUGAAAUGGAUCACUUAGAUGGAAAAUUAUAUACGGAUCAAAUGGAUCGUUCCACAUUUACAUGCACCUGCUGGGAAACCGUGAAUACAAAGUCUGGCCGUGUGGAAAUACCUUUUUACAAAUAAGAUUUGUAUGCAGUUUCCGCUAGUUAAUAGAUCUGUUGCUAAAAAUUUAUUUAUACAAAUAGAA
This is a messenger RNA of Drosophila hydei, 903 nucleotides long. Its product is annotated as peptide deformylase, mitochondrial. The transcript has 2 exons. Gene Ontology annotation, cellular component: mitochondrion. Gene Ontology annotation, molecular function: peptide deformylase activity. Bases 138 to 839 code for a protein of 233 amino acids. Lineage: Eukaryota; Metazoa; Arthropoda; Insecta; Diptera; Drosophilidae. Gene Ontology annotation, biological process: N-terminal protein amino acid modification; peptidyl-methionine modification. The record is from RefSeq and is a predicted model, not a curated record.